Peronospora belbahrii is the source of this 1680-nucleotide messenger RNA. The record is from the annotation of a GenBank genome assembly. Lineage: Eukaryota; Oomycota; Peronosporomycetes; Peronosporales; Peronosporaceae.
AUGCGCGUUCACGCUUUUCCUAUUGUUGCGGCCGCUAAUGUGGCUCUUGCUUUUGCUGACACGAGCACCAAUGCUCUUGAAACAGCGCAGAACUCUUCGGUUGCUAGCUCCAGAAAUGACUCGGUUUCUUUGUCACUUCCAACUGUUGAGCUUAACUACACCACGGUCCAGGCCGUCGGUGGAAACACUACCGUCGGAUAUUACAAGUAUCAGAACAUCCGGUUUGCCAAGGUGCCAACAGGCAAUCUUCGUUUUGCUGCACCCGAAUGGCCUGACGUUGAGACGGAGACCAAUACCGGCACGAACCUUGCUGACCCCGAUGUUAACUGCUCAUCCGACGAGGACUGUUUGUAUCUCGAUGUAUGGGCCCCUGCUGACGCCACUGAACGCAACCUGCCGGUAGUUGUAUGGACGUAUGGUGGUGAUUUUACGGGCGGCUCCAAGUCUCAGGACACGCCUGAGGGUCUUUUCGAUCUUUCCACCGACUUUGUCUUUGUUGCGUAUAACUACCGUCUCGGUAUCACCGGACUGGCCUCAGGUCCCACUUACCAGCACGAAGGUGGCGAUGCCAAUCUGUGCGUGUGGGACUCGAUGCACGCGUUCGAGUGGGUGCAAAGGUACAUCAGCAACUUUGGCGGCAACCCGCACAACGUAACGGCCGUGGGGUUCUCUGCGGGUGGCUUGCAGGUCCUGUUCCAGAUGACCCGUUUCGGUGGCAACGUCCCUCAGCUUUUCCAGAAGGCAUAUUUAAUGUCGUCAGACUACAUUCCGGGCGCAGAUCACGACCACGUUGAACAAUUCUGGCAGAAUGUGUCGUCCGCGGUUGGAUGCGAAGGGGGUCACCUCGACUGUAUGCGUGAGGUAGACUUCACCAAUCUUACCGAUGCAACGAACAAUGUUGUCAAUGAGUAUACUUAUGUAUGGCAGCCUCGCGCGGACGGCUUCAUCAUCACGGACACUUACGAGGCUAACCUGUACCAGGGUCAAUUCAAUUUCUCAGGUCCGUGUGUGAUCACGCACGAGCAACACGAGGCAAACUCUUCGGCGUACGACGGCAUCAAGAACCAUGAGGACAUCGCAACAUAUCUGCGUAUUUCCUUUCCCGGUGUCACGGAUGACGUGAUUGAGAAGCUGCUGGAAAUGUAUCCGGAGGACAACUACGAAAGCGCUGGUCUUCGCUUUUUUGACAUGAAGCAGUUGUUUGACUCAACGGGCAACAAUCUGGCUUUGACAUAUGCUUUGAAUAAUCAGACCUGGAACGCUGAGGUUGCACUCGGUACGGCCACGCACGGCACUGACCAGAAAUACUACUGGUACAGCACGUACAAACUCUCAACCUUAUUGGAUAGCACCACCACGACCACAACGGGUUCAGGCUCCUCUAAUACCUCGACAAUCUUUGUUCGUGAUGCCAACGAAACGGCAGUAACGGACACCAAUUCCUCUGGCAAUGCAAGGAUCACGGGCGAUAGCUCGUCGGUAAACGCAACGAUUGCAAUUAUGAUGCAGAAGUAUCUCCUUUCUUUCGUGCUUACUGGGAAUCCCAAUGCCAUGUGGGCGGAAGACAAGAUCUAUUGGCCGCUAUACAACGAGUCGGCUUUAGGCGCUCAAAUCGUGUUCAACGAUACGUUCACGGUUGAGAACGAUGAUGAUCGGACCAAUUCAACGCACUUAUUUUAA